UGGUAUAUUGUCAUCUGUCAAAGUACGCAUAAACGAGACACAUUGUAUUAAUGUUAUUAAUUUUUAAUAAAAUAUUAUAAAAGUUUGUUUUAUUGGUGUACAUCAGCUUAAAAAAUGGAUUUCCAAAAUAGAGCCGGUGGAAAAACCGGCAGCGGUGGAGUUGCUUCUUGGUCAGAAACUAACCGUGACCGCAAAGAACGACGACGACAGCUUGCUUUGGAAACAAUUGAUCUGAAUAAGGAUCCAUAUUUUAUGAAAAAUCAUUUGGGAUCAUAUGAAUGUAAACUUUGUCUAACACUUCACAAUAAUGAGGGCAGUUAUUUGGCUCAUACGCAAGGAAAGAAACAUCAAGAGAAUUUGGCACGGCGUGCAGCAAAAGAAGCUAAGGAGGCGCCGUCCAUGCUUGCACCGGAGAAACCACGAGUUGAACCAAAAAAAUUUGUUAAGAUUGGUCGUCCAGGUUACCGUGUGACCAAGCAACGUGAUCCCACUAAUGGUCAGCAAUCGUUACUUUUCCAAAUUGAUUAUCCUGAAAUCACUGAAGGAAUCAUACCACGUCAUCGAUUCAUGUCCGCCUAUGAACAGAAAAUAGAACCACCAGAUCGUAAAUGGCAAUAUUUGUUAUUUGCUGCUGAGCCAUAUGAAACCAUUGCUUUUAAGGUUCCAUCGCGUGAAGUGGAAAAAACCGAGGGUAAAUUUUGGACACAUUGGAAUCGCGAUACAAAGCAAUUUUUCCUCCAAUUCUCCUUCAAAUUCGAACCCAAAAUUAUACCACCUCCUCCACCGCAAUUGCAUCGUGGUCUUGGCCCUGCCGCUGGUUUCCCAAUGCCGGGACCGCCGCGUCCUCAUCAUAUGUUCAAUGGGGUACCACCACCACCUCCAAUGGGCGUAUUACCUGUACCACCACCACCCAUGUGAGACGAGGACACAACUCCCGUCAGUAGUGGAAACGGUUAACUGCUACGGAAGUUGUAAACCAUUCAUUUGAGUCACGCUACGUUAAAUUAAAAUGUAUAAAAGAAACGCCAGCAUUUUCAAUAAAAAAGAACAAAAUACAA
Messenger RNA from Bactrocera neohumeralis, 1058 nucleotides. It is a transcript of the gene Sf3a2, whose product is annotated as splicing factor 3A subunit 2. The transcript has 2 exons. Gene Ontology annotation, cellular component: nucleus; U2 snRNP; catalytic step 2 spliceosome. Gene Ontology annotation, molecular function: zinc ion binding; nucleic acid binding. Lineage: Eukaryota; Metazoa; Arthropoda; Insecta; Diptera; Tephritidae. Gene Ontology annotation, biological process: spliceosomal complex assembly. The record is from RefSeq and is a predicted model, not a curated record. The coding region runs from base 115 to 918 and encodes 267 amino acids.